This is a messenger RNA of Alosa alosa (allis shad), 3135 nucleotides long. Its product is annotated as extended synaptotagmin-1-like. The coding region runs from base 75 to 2627 and encodes 850 amino acids. Gene Ontology annotation, biological process: lipid transport. The record is from RefSeq and is a predicted model, not a curated record. NCBI's taxonomy places the organism in Eukaryota, Metazoa, Chordata, Actinopteri, Clupeiformes, Clupeidae. Gene Ontology annotation, molecular function: lipid binding. The transcript has 28 exons.
GCAAGCUCUUCCUGUGUUUAAAAAGCAGUAGCUCUUAUGAGUUAGUUCCACUUUGAAAAGCGUGACAAGCCACUAUGUCAAAGGUUCAUCUCCCUGAUGUGGAGAAGGUUGAAUGGGUCAACAAGAUUAUCCAGCAGGCCUGGCCUUUCAUUGGGCAGUAUCUGGAGAAGCUGCUGGUGGAGACCAUCGCCCCCUCCAUCAGAGCCUCCAACACCUACCUGCAGACCUUCAGCUUCACCAAGAUUGAUCUCGGAGACAAGCCCAUGAAAGUGGUGGGUGUGAAGGCCCACACAGAACAUGACAAACGACAGGUGAUGUUGGACCUCUUCAUCAGCUUUGCCGGAGAUGUGGAGAUCAACGUGGAGGUGAAGAAGUACUUUUGCAAAGCAGGAGUCAAGGGCAUACAGUUCCAUGGCAUGCUGAGGGUGAUCCUAGAGCCUCUGAUUGGGGAUGUUCCUCUAGUAGGCGCCAUUACCAUGUUCUUUAUCCGGAGGCCUAAGCUUGGUAUCAACUGGACUGGGCUAACCAAUCUGCUGCACAUCCCUGGGCUGAAUGCUAUGUCGGAUACUAUGAUAAUGGAUGUUAUCGCCUCCUUCCUGGUCCUACCGAAUCGCCUCACUGUCCCCCUGGUGGCCGACCUGCACGUUGCGCAGCUCCGCUCCCCUCUCCCACGGGGUAUUGUGCGCAUCCAUCUCCUAGAGGCUAAGAACCUGGCCUCUAAGGACAACUUCAUGGCGGGGAAGUCGGACUCCUACGCCGUGCUCAGGGUGGGCACCCAGACCUUCACCUCCCAUUAUGUGGACAACAACCUCAACCCCCAGUGGUGUGAGAUGUAUGAGGUCAUUGUCCAUGAAGUGCCUGGACAGCAGUUGGAGGUGGAGGUGUUUGACAAAGACCCUGACCAGGAUGACUUCCUGGGGAGGGUCAAGCUGGAUUUGGACAUAGUAAGGAAAGCAAGACUUUUGGAUGAGUGGUUCACUCUGAAGGACGCUCCCUCAGGGCAGGUCCACCUACGUUUGGAGUGGCUCUCUCUGCUGCCCUCUGCUGAGCGCCUGAGUGAGGUGCUGAAAAGGAACCAAAACCUCACCAUAUCCAGCAAGGUAUCUGCAGCUAUCCUGGUGGUGUAUCUGGACCGGGCCCAGGACCUUCCGAUGAAGGAAGGUAGUAAGGAGCCCAGCCUCAUUGUGCAGCUGUCUGUGCAGGACACCACUCGAAAGAGCCGGACUGUGUACGGCACCACCAGCCCUGUAUGGGAGGAGGCCUUCACCCUCUUCAUCCAGGACCCUCUCAAACAGGACAUGGACAUUCAGGUGAAGGACGACGACCGGUCCGUGUCCCUGGGCAGCGUGACCAUUCCUCUGGCCCGGCUGCUGGUCACCCCAGAGCUCACCAUGGACCAGUGGUUCCAGCUGGAGAACUCAGGCCAAGCCAGCCGGCUCUACCUCAAAGCUGUGCUGAGGUUGCUUUGGCUGGAUGAAGAUGCCAUUCCCAGCCCUGUCUCCCCAUGUCCCACGUCCCCUGGGUCCGGCCAAGGUGAAGGGGGCGUGACAUCAGAGGGGGCCCCAGGGAGCUCCAGCCUGUCCCCCAACCCGUGCGUGACGCGGCCCCAAAACACCAGCCCAAAUACAGGUUUUGCCACAGAGGGCGUCUUGAGGAUCCGUCUGGUGGAGGCCGAGAGCCUCGUGGCCGAGGACAGCUUCAUGGGCAGGAAGGGGAAGAGCGACCCCUACGUCAAGGUCCGCGUGGGCGGCGUGACCUACAAGAGUCAUGUGAUCAAAGAGAACCUCAGCCCCACGUGGAACGAGAUGUAUGAGGUUAUCCUGACCCAGCUCCCGGGACAAAAGGUGCAAUUUGACUUGUUUGAUGAGGACACUGUCCAGGAUGACUUCCUUGGCAGAUUCAAGAUUAAUCUCAGAGACCUUAUCAACUCACAGUAUACUGAUCAGUGGUACACUCUGAAUGAUGUCAAGACGGGCCGAGUUCACCUGGUGAUGGAGUGGUUGCCCAGAGUAACAGAUCUGACGAGGCUUGACCAGAUCCUACAGCUUCAGUCCCAGCAGGUGUAUCAGAAUAAGACAAUCCCCUCUGCAGCUAUGCUCUUUGUCUAUGUGGAGAGGGCCCAUGGCCUGCCGUUGAAGAAGAGUGGUAACGAGCCCAAGGUCGGGGCAGAGAUCUCACUGGAGGGCGUCUCCAACCGGACUAAGAUUUGCGAUCGUUCUACCUCUCCACAGUGGGGUGAAGCCUUUCACUUCCUGGUUUGUGACCCUAGAAAGGACAUCCUCACAGUGAAGCUUUCUCACAGCUGGGGUCAGGCUCUGGGCGCCCUGCUGCUGCCCCUGAGGGAAGUGCUGGCCGAGCCGGACCUGGUGCUGGAUCGCUGGCUGCCUCUAGAUCGCGCUCUCCCAGAGAGUGAGAUCCUACUGAGGGCCGAAGUCAAGUUAUUGGACUCGAAGCUUGUGGAGUGCCUCAAGUCGAAUGGAGAUGAGGUGACAGACUGUGACGAGGCAGUGGAAGAUCACCUCAUUCCUAGUAGAGAUUCAGACAUGGCAGCUAAUCUUAGGCAUAGAGCUGUGCCCAGCAAUGAAGAAGAUAGUGUGGGUGGAGCUGGAGGCCAGGGACAGGUAUGACUUGACGGAGGAGGCCACCUGAUGGGUAUAGGAGAGGACUUGAUGAUGCCUUUAACGUCUCUGCCUGCUCCUGCUUCACCUUCCUUCAAGCUUCUGCUGUGUGAUGCAAAUGUCACUUUUGUAGCUUUGAGAUUGUGUGUAGCAUUCGAAUAGUCAUAUCAAUUCAAUACCUUCUUUUUGCUUGCACAAGAAUUUUGUUUACCAUCAAUUACAAGGAACAAACUAAAGGGAUUUUGCAUUGCAUUUGCACUAUGCAAAAUAUCUUUAGAUUGAUUUACGACACAAAUUUUACAAUCAGUCAUCCUGGGGUGAAGCCUAAAUAUAAAUGGAUAGACUUAACCCUGUCAGUAUUUCCAUGUACAAUGUGACAACUACUUCAUUCAUAUGGCCAGGUGUUCCAGAUAGCAAACCCUGUCAUAAGUGCACAUUGAGCAAAUACAGUGUUUCCCAUACAUUGACUAAUCUGUGGCGGGGCGCCACGAAAUAAAAAUCGGCCGCCACAGAUGAU